CACAAGUAACUUGAGUCUGACGCGGAAAUUUGGCUUGCUUGAAUCCUUCAGGUUAUCUUUUCUUAUCCUGUUUUCUUACCAACCAGGUUGAGGUUUAAAUGAAUUCGUGGUUUUAUAGUUUGGUUUUGUAUUAGUGAUCUUAGCUUUGAACUACAGUCGUAACCUUGAUUCAUAGGAUAAUUUUACCAGCCUCUAAAUGUAUUUUUUAAGUAAAUAGCAUACAUUGCAGAUAAUAACCGGCUAGUGAUUUACGUGUUGUAGUUGAAUGAUACCCAUACUCGAUCUUUUACUAUGCGAUUUGUAGGCUGCUGGCUGGCACUGCUGUUAUUUUCCUAUAUUUUCUACUGUCCUUUUGUAAGAGCAAAUGACUUAAAAAAUUCCUGUCCAACAUGUAAGACAAUAGUUGAAAACUUCGAGAAGGGUUUAGACAGAACAUCUAAAAAAAAUUUUGGAGGAGGGAAUACUGCCUGGGAAGAAAGAAAAUUGUCAAAAUAUGAAACAAGUGAGAUUCGCCUUGUGGAGAUCUUGGAAAAUCUCUGUGACAGUAGCAAUUUUGAGUGUAACCAUAUGGUAGAAGAAUAUGAAGAUCAUUUUGAAAACUGGUGGUUUAAGAAGAAACAAAAAUAUCCAGAUCUGUUUAAAUGGUUCUGCAUAGACACAAUUAAAGUGUGCUGUCCAAAGGGGACUUUUGGUCCUGAUUGCAAUGCUUGUAUUGGAGGCUCUGAGAGUCCCUGCAAUGGCAAUGGAAAAUGCAAGGGGGAUGGCACUCGAACAGGUGAUGGAAAAUGCAGUUGUGACAAGGAAUAUGAAGGAGAUUUGUGUCUAGAGUGUGCAGAUGGCUAUUAUAGUAAAGAACGAAAUGACACUUUCAGUUUAUGUACAGAAUGUCAUGAGUCUUGCAAGACAUGUACUGGCCCAACCAAUAAGGACUGCAAAGAAUGCAAAAAUGGGUGGCUUAAAAAUAAUGUGGAAGAGUGUAACGAUGUUGAUGAAUGUGCUAACGAAAGUUCACCUUGCACAGAAUCACAAUAUUGCUUAAACAGUCCUGGAUCCUACACCUGCAAAGCAUGUGAUGAAGCAUGUGAUACUUGUACUGGAGAAGGCCCUGAUCAAUGUAAAGCUUGUGCCUCUGGAUAUACCCUGGAAGAUUCAAAAUGCACAGAUAUAAAUGAAUGUGAUAAUUCUGAAGAGAAAGUCUGCUCUCGUGAAAAUGAGGAAUGUGUUAACACGAAAGGCAGCUUCAAAUGCUUUUGUGCUGUGGGCUUUGAAGAUCAAGAAGGAGUUUGUGUAGAAACCAAACAGACAGAUGACCACUCUAAAAAUGAGUCCUUAGAUUCAGAGACAACAAAAGUCUUGGAAAGUACACACCAGGACUUGUGACCCAUAUUAGCAUUUCUGGAAACCACUUUAUUAAAUUAUUUGAACUCUU
Molecule: messenger RNA, 1429 nt
Organism: Erpetoichthys calabaricus (reedfish)
Lineage: Eukaryota; Metazoa; Chordata; Cladistia; Polypteriformes; Polypteridae
Gene: creld2
Product: cysteine-rich with EGF-like domains 2
Exons: 10
Coding region: 292-1380 (362 amino acids)
Molecular function (GO): calcium ion binding
Source: RefSeq, a predicted model, not a curated record